Molecule: messenger RNA, 3448 nt
Organism: Cololabis saira (Pacific saury)
Lineage: Eukaryota; Metazoa; Chordata; Actinopteri; Beloniformes; Belonidae
Gene: rfx6
Product: regulatory factor X, 6
Exons: 19
Coding region: 171-2819 (882 amino acids)
Biological process (GO): regulation of transcription by RNA polymerase II
Molecular function (GO): DNA-binding transcription factor activity, RNA polymerase II-specific; RNA polymerase II cis-regulatory region sequence-specific DNA binding
Source: RefSeq, a predicted model, not a curated record
GACCCCACAACUGCAGAGUCAUCUGAGUAUUUCUGCAGAUGACCAGACUCCGACUUGUACUGGAAGUCUGAGGGGUACAGCGUGAUGAGGACUGGUGAAACUCCAGUCCCCUGUGGAUACUACCUGUAUGCUUUACUGGGGAGGUGUGUGGGGCCCAUCUAACCAGGAGGAUGCACCGGGGAAGACCCCGGACACGAUGGAGACACAACAUCUCUCAGUCGGUUUGGAAAUGCCGCAGUAUUCCUCCUGGAAAGGUGCAGGAAGUGGGAGUAGACAGGCUAGAGGAGAACUACAUAGUGUGUGAGGGAGUGUGUUUGCCUCGAUGCAUCCUCUACGCUCACUAUCUGGACUUCUGCAGAAAAGAGAAACUUGAGCCGGCCUGUGCUGCUACUUUUGGAAAGACAAUCCGGCAGAAGUUUCCUCUUCUAACAACAAGAAGACUGGGCACCAGAGGACACUCAAAAUAUCAUUACUAUGGAAUUGGCAUCAAAGAGAGCAGUGCUUACUAUCACUCUGUCUAUUCUGGAAAAGGUUUAACCAGAUUCUCAGGGAGCAAGCUCAAGAAUGAGGGUGGCUUCACCAGGAAAUACUCUUUGAGCUCCAAAACUGGGACGUUGCUCCCAGACUUCCCCAGUGCUCAGCACCUUGUGCUGCAUGAAAAUAUCUCCAGAGAGAAGGUGGAUACUCUGAUUAUGAUGUAUAAAACACAUUGUCAAUGCAUCCUAGACAAUGCCAUUAAUGUCAACUUUGAGGAGAUUCAGAAUUUUCUGCUCCACUUCUGGCAGGGAAUGCCUGACCACCUUCUGCCGCUGCUUGAAAACCCAGUUAUCAUUAACAUCUUCUGUGUCUGUGACUCCAUCCUCUAUAAGGUUUUAACAGAUGUUUUGAUUCCUGCCACAAUGCAGGAGAUGCCUGAAAGUCUCUUGGCAGAUAUAAGAAACUUUGCAAAACACUGGGAGCACUGGUUAGCCUCUUCUCUGGAAAACCUCCCAGAAUGCCUUGCAGCUAAGAAGCUCCCCAUUGCACGCCGCUUCGUCUCCUCCCUGAAGAGACAGACCUCGUUCUUACAUUUGGCACAGAUCGCGCGUCCAGCACUGUUUGACCAAACUGUUGUGACCAGUAUGGUUCUAGAUAUUGACAAAGUGGAUCUUGGCAGCAUCAGCUCUCAGCCCCUGCUCAGCAUCAUGAACACUGGAGACCAGAACCCGGACAUCUACUCUGAGUAUGAUUCCAUCGCUGUCUUUCAGGAGCUGAAGGAGCUGCUGAGAAAAAAUGCCACAGUUGAAUCCUUCAUCGAGUGGUUGGACUCUGUGGUUGAGCAUAAAGUCAUCAAGCCGGGUAAGCAGAGCAGUCGGUCCAUGAAGAAGCGAGCCCAGAAUUUCCUCCUCAGGUGGAGUUUCUUCGGUGCCAGAGUUAUGCACAACCUCACACUCAACAACGCCUCCAGCUUUGGUUCCUUCCAUCUGAUCAGGAUGCUGUUGGAUGAAUACAUCUUACUGGCUCUGGAAACGCAGUUUAACAACGAAAAGGAACAGGACCUGCAGAACUUGUUGGACAAGUACAUGAAAAAUGCAGAUGCCAGUAAAGCAGCAUUCAUGGCCUCGCCUAGUUCCUGUUUCCUAGCCAAUCGUAACAAGGCUUCUGCUCCCAAUGACCAACAAGUGAAGAAUGAGUCCCUGGGAGAACACGCUUACAUGUCUCUGUCCACCAAUCAGCAGCAGGGCCUGGACGCAAAAGAGGUUCUCUACCAAGGGAACGACACCUCUGGGUUCACAGUUUCAGGUGCUCAGGCGGACUUCUCUCAGAUCAGCGGCCCUCUCAUGACACCUCCCAACUCUCCAGCGGCGUUGGUGCACAGAAGCUCCGUCAUCAACCAGGGCCCCAUGGCAGGGAGGCCUCUGUCCUCCACUCCUUCCUCCAACUGCUCCUCCUCAUCCUCCUGCCUCUCAUCCCUCAGCGUGAUGGCCCAGCCUAGUGCCUGCCCUUCAUACCCGGAGACCCUGUACCAUUGCUUGUCUCAAACCACCUCCAAUUACUUUCCAUCAGCUAGUGGCUCUUCAGGUCCUAACUACCAGACUGCUCUCAGGUCUCAGAUGCAAAAUCAGUGUCUGACUCCGGUUCAGUCUCAGGCCUCCCCCGUGGCCUGCCCCUUUCCUCGGUAUCCAUCACUGAAUGAGCAGCACCUGACUAAAAACAUGUUCUACAAUCAUCAUCCUGCAGUUAGCCACUCAUCCAACAGCACUAACUGCUCCCUGACACCGUACGGCUCGGCAGUGCGACCGUCAUCCAGCUACACUCCCAGUUCAGAUUCAGUCCAGACUGACCAGGGGCUGGACCCACAGACCGCUGCCCACAUUCUGGAUUCAGCAGAGAGCUUUGGCUUCAUGGGGGCUGGACUGAAUCUCACCGGCGGCGGGUGUCAGGCACAGACGUACAGCGCGGGUUACUACGGCAACAACGUUUACUUGGACAGCCAUCGCAUGACAUCACUGGUUGACCAGCACGUGUCCGUCAUCAGCAGUGUGGGGAAUCUCCGCCCUUUCCCUGCGACGUUCUCUGAGGUCCACGAUCCACUCAACAUCCUUGAUGAACCUGGGAGGAAAACGACAGGAACCUUUUUCAGCGAGGCAGAAGCUGGAGCAGAGCAUCCCCUCCCCUCGUCUGGAUCUUCUCCCUGUAUGUUUGGACUUUCGUCUUCGUUCGCCUCGCAGGACGCUCUGUUGCCGCAGCAGUGCAUGAUGGUGUCGUCAGAGGUGCAGGACCUGGUGUCCUCGCUGCCGCCCAUCAACACAGUGUUUAUGGGUGCAGGAGGAGUGUAAUUACAGAUCUCUCCUGAGGUUCAGUUUCAUCAGAGCAGGUUACGUAGUUGUAUGGGAUGUUUUGGGUAAAAGUGAGCGCAGAGGUUCGAGGAAGAUGACUGACAUGUGAUAAGGACAUUCAACUUUUUUCCAACAACGGAAAUGUUUGCCAGGCCGACGGGAGGAUCAUCAAGGAUCGUCACUACCUGAGAGUGAGUCCUUUACAGGUUCAUAGCCCACUGAAGUUAUUUUUUUAUUUAUGAAGAAUUCAUUUACUAGACUUAGAUGAGUCAUUUCUAACUAUUUUGUAUUCAGCAAUUUCUCCAGCUUGAAAAUUAUGUCAAUUUUUGGUCCCUGUUCAUCCAUUUUUCUUCUAUGUGGAAAACAAACAAACAAACAAAAAACCAUUGGGAUUCAGAUUCGAGUGGUUAUGACUGACUGCACCGUAUAACAAUUAACGAGUUAACUACUGCUCUGAUGUUACCUCUGCUUUGUCUGAAAGCAACAAAGUUACCUUCAAUUGCCGAACUGUGACGGCAGUUAUGUUUUGUGGACACAUAUUCCUGUGUAACUUUAAACUCAAAUAUUAAAAAUAUUCUUAGAUUCAAACUAUGAACUUACUUAUAAUUUUGAGCUGCACAUUCAGUAUG